Leptonychotes weddellii (Weddell seal) is the source of this 845-nucleotide messenger RNA. The record is from RefSeq and is a predicted model, not a curated record. Lineage: Eukaryota; Metazoa; Chordata; Mammalia; Carnivora; Phocidae.
UAGGAAGAGCACAUUUCAAACCUUUGGGAAAGAAGUGUGCCUCAUAGAUCAUUCGAUGUGUCCCGUCCCCAGCACUGUUCAUCGAGAGCCCAUCUGCUGUGAGUGCCAGGCCAAAUUCGGGGGCUGCCUGCCAGUGCCCAGGGUCAAGGCGGCGUUGCCUUACUGGGUUCCUUUGUCCUUGAGACCCCGAAAGCAGAUCCAAAAGAUGGUCCGGUUUCCUAUCCCCAAAACCUCCGAGGCAUGCCCCUGCCCAUGCCACCGCUUUGGGGGCCGCCUCCCGAUGCCUAGGGAUCAGGCCGUGAUGCCCUACUGGGUGCCCCAGGCCCUGAGGCCUCACAAGAAGGUGGUGAAAAGGCAGCAGAGUUGUAAAGGCAUCCAAGAACCCGCCCUGGACUUGCGCUCCUGGUACAACCGCUGGCGGAUCUGCUGUGACGGGCGCCUCCUCCUCAAGUGGCAGCAGCUCCAGGCCCUUCACCAGCAUGAGCCACUGGCCCCAGGGAGGGGAGUGAGCCCCCCGGCCCCCCUCGUGCCCUUCAGCCUCCUGACCCUCCUGCAGGCGGUCCUGAGGGUCGUGGUGGCCAUUCGCCACUUGUUUUGGGUUUGAAGUUGGAGUCUUCAGCUACUGCCGAGAACAUCAACGAAAAUGUCAGUCAUAAUCGAGGUCUUUAACGAAAGCCGUCAAGUCAGGAGGAGUCUGUGAUAAGCCACCAUUUUCUCAGGUCCUAUAACUCACACCAGGGUUGGGUCUAAGUUCUUUCUCAUCAGGCAGUGCUCCGUUGUGCUGCUGCUGCUGUGGAUGCGGGUGAGACUCUGGCGAAUGUGGCCAAUAAAUGUUAUUUAUGAAA